This is a messenger RNA of Solea solea (common sole), 781 nucleotides long. It is a transcript of the gene emx1, whose product is annotated as empty spiracles homeobox 1. The coding region runs from base 68 to 781 and encodes 237 amino acids. Lineage: Eukaryota; Metazoa; Chordata; Actinopteri; Pleuronectiformes; Soleidae. Gene Ontology annotation, molecular function: DNA-binding transcription factor activity, RNA polymerase II-specific; DNA binding. The record is from RefSeq and is a predicted model, not a curated record. Gene Ontology annotation, biological process: central nervous system development; brain development; regulation of DNA-templated transcription. The transcript has 3 exons.
AAACAUUUUUUAUUAUUAGCAUUAUUAUUUCUUUUUGGUGGGUGUUCGUUUCCAUUUGUGAGCAGAGAUGAUGUUUUCCUCCGCCGGUAAGCGCUGCUUCACCAUCGAGUCUCUGGUCGCCAAAGAGAACCCUCUCACAGUCGAGGAUCCGGUGCGACCCACGGCGCUAAGUUACUCCAGCCCCGCCACAGAGGCGCUCAUGAACGGCUACCACCACCAGGCUCCGGCGGCCAGAUCGCUGUACCAGAGCCCGGAGCUGAUGUUUCCGGACACGGUCAACCAUCCGUCCCUCACCGUGGCUCCGCACCAGCUCACGCCGGCGUCACACCUGCAACACCCGCACUUCUUCGGCACGCAACACCCGCGCGACCCGCUCAACUUCUACCCGUGGGUGCUACGGAACCGCUUUUUCGGACACAGAUUCCAAGGUAACGAAGUGUCGCAGGACUCGCUGCUGCUUCACGGUCCGUUCGCCAGGAAACCCAAGCGCAUCCGCACGGCGUUCUCCCCCUCGCAGCUGCUCAGACUGGAGCGAGCCUUCGAGAAGAACCACUACGUGGUGGGAGCGGAGAGGAAGCAGCUGGCCAACAGUCUGAGUUUGUCUGAAACACAGGUGAAGGUGUGGUUCCAGAACAGGCGGACCAAGUACAAGCGUCAGAAGCUGGAGGAGGAGGGACCCGACAGCCAGCAGAAGAAGAAGGGAAACCACCACAUCAACAGAUGGCGCAUCGCCACCAAGCAGCCCAGCUCCGAGGACAUCGACGUGACGUCAGAGGACUGA